CGAACUCGGAAUAAUCCGUCGAGGUACCAGUACUAGCUUGGACGGAAGUGUAUAUCUCUGAGGGUUUUUCGUGCUUAAGCAGCUCAACUUGACAUUCCACCGCCUCCUCCAACCGCUUUCACGAGCACCACUAGACUCCCGAGACAAGGUAGACAUCAAUCCAAUCUCUCACUUGAGGGCAAGCAUUGGCAUUAUACCAGAACACAGCAGAACAAGGCAGAAAAAUCACAAACAAGAUGGCUAUCGCUCUUCACAAGUCCCCUCUUUCGGCUCGCUUUGGGCUGCGUCCACCACUAACUCUGGACUACAGACUGGCCAGAAGACCGCUUGAUGAUUCACUGUGUGGUGAGCUCUAUUGUCUACCACUGCCUGCUCUCUAUCUCCUACUUCAUCUGGUACUUCUUCCAGCGCCGCUACACCACAAAGCACUUCGCAGAAAACGACACAAUUAGAACCCAUCGGAACGGCAUCGCCAGCAGCCUUGGAGCCUUCGACUCUCACCGAGUAUCC
Messenger RNA from Hyaloscypha bicolor E, 510 nucleotides. RefSeq lists its product as uncharacterized. The record is from RefSeq and is a predicted model, not a curated record. The transcript has a single exon. NCBI's taxonomy places the organism in Eukaryota, Fungi, Ascomycota, Leotiomycetes, Helotiales, Hyaloscyphaceae. Bases 237 to 452 code for a protein of 71 amino acids.